GCGCGUACAAUUAUUAUCGGCAGUGAUCUGGAGCCGCUUAUUAUUUACCGCGGCUGCGUCUGCGUGCGUCUUUACCUUUAAGGACCUGCGACAUUUUUUCCCCCCAUACGAACAUCCAGUUGUCUACCGCCGAGAAUCUUUGUGUUGUAGGGCUAGUUUUUGGAGAAGAACGCGCGGAUGGUUUGUUUUAACUGAUCUCGAUGUUUAUGCUGUAAUUUGCGUCGGCCGAACUCGAGCGCCGGAGGGGCGCGAGAGGACACCGCGCUCGAGAACAUCGCGUGGAGGAGGGGACGAAGACACAAGAGGGGGUGUUCACUCAAAAUAUACUAUCCCUUUAAAACAAGGGGGACACGGCGGUGGGGGAGAGAUAGCGGGGCAGAGAAGACGGGAUAAAAAAAAGAAAAGGAAGAAAGAGCGAGGGUGGGAGGGUGAGAGUAUUGCAGGAAAAAAAAGGAAAAAAAUGUCAUCCUCUCGAUUGAAAUGCCGAGGCGGAGCCGUGGACGACGACCGGUGAAGCGCUCGCCAGACGCGAAUGAGAUUUAACGCGACGCCGAGGCUCGCGCAGAUGCCGCUCCGGGCCUGGAUGGGGAAUCUUAUAAUAAAAUUGAUGGCAUUAUUUUUAACCACGACAUGCGAGCAAAUGAAACAUUAAACUGCCUUUUGAAUUCUAUUACUUUUGCAUGAAUUAUUGCACAGCGGUCUAAUUAAUAAGAAAACAUUACAUGCAGAAAUUCAUUUUAUAUUAUAUUUUUAAGCAUGGUCGGCCACUGCUAUGUGACAAUGCGGCGUUCAUAACAUACUGUGACUGACAGCUGCCAUUUCUUAUUUUGUACCGUUUAGAAAUACGGUAAUAUAUAUAUUUAUCUGUGUCCUUGUAAUAUGCAUUCUUUCACUUUUUAAAUUUCACUGUCAUUUUAUAUUUGGUAGCUUUUUACAUUUCAUGUAGAUUUGAUAAGAUAGUGGAAGGAGACGUUGUCCGUUAGGAGAAAAAAAUCGACUAGUUUGUUUCAAGCGGCGUCUGUGCUGUUCUGCACGUCAUGAUGGAUGCAACUUGGAGCAAUUUCCUCUUUCAGACUCCGCCUUCACAGUCCCAAACUGACGCGACCCUCCAAUCAGAUCUCCUCCCGGAGCUCACGGAUGGCGCUCAGGACCCGCCCCCUGAGCACAUAUCCCCGCCCCCAUCCACGGUGGACACCGCGGCGCUGAGCGAGGAGCCCGUGCCGGUGAAGCCAGUCACUCGGCCGGCCCGACCUGCACACAUCUGCUCCAUAUGUAACAAGCAGUUUAAGAACAGUUACAACCUGCGGCGUCACCAGUCUGUCCACACUGGAGUGAAGAUGAAGGACAGAGCCGCUAGAGAGAAAAUAGAUGGAAGCAAGGCCGGAGAACGUAUGGAGAGGCAGACCAUCCCCCUUUCUCUCCUCCAGCUGUCUAUACCUGCCUCCAUACACACGGCGAUCGACCCCAUGGCCCAGCCUUCCCCAAUCAGCAAUCAGCAGGUAGAGACGGUGGCUCUCUCUAUCGCCCCGGCAACGGUCGCCAUGACAGUGAACCAGCCCCUCCCUACUGCAGUGGUGGUUACUGGGACAAUGGUUCAGGCUGCCCCAAAUACCAACAUGAACGAUAACCUAAAUAAUCCCACCCCGAUCCAAAUAUCUAUCCCAAUAACAAACCCAUUACCCAUCAAUCCGACGCCCAAUCCUAAUCCCAACCCUAACCCCAAUCCGGUCAGGAAGAACCAUGCUUGUGAGGCAUGCGGGAAAGCGUUCAGGGACGUGUACCAUCUUAACCGGCAUCGCCUGUCCCAUUCGGACGAGAAGCCGUACUCCUGUCCGAUCUGCCAACAGCGGUUUAAGAGAAAGGAUCGGAUGAGUUAUCAUGUUCGGUCACACCAGGGAGGAGUGGAGAAACCAUAUGUGUGUCCGCACUGUGCCAAGGGCUUCUCACGGCCUGACCAUCUUAACAGUCAUGUGCUACAGGUUCACUCCACAGAGAGACCCUUCAAAUGUCCGACAUGCGAAUCCGCAUUCGCUACGAAAGACCGGUUACGAGCUCAUAUGAUCAGACACGAGGACAAGGUUCCCUGCCACAUCUGUGGCAAACUUCUCUCCCCUGCUUACAUCACAGAUCACAUGAGGGUGCAUAACCAAUCACAGCAUCACGUCUGUCACCUCUGCAACCGCAGUUUCACCACACUGACGUACCUGCGUGUCCACGCUCAGAAGCACCAUGGGCAAGAGUGGAAGGACAGUGGGGUCGGCCGUGGCUCAGGCCCAGGCGGGGUGCUGUUAUGCCAGCUGUGCGGGGUACACUGCAAGACACCCACACAGCUGCAGGGUCACAUGGCCACGCACACAAACCAGACAGACCCCAAUGUUCCUUGCCCCAUCAGCAGCAGCAGCAGUUCAGUGGCGUCAGUGGGCGUAGCCACUCCUGUUUCCAGCCCUCGGUCACAGUCGGGCUGCUGGUGACUGACUGCUCCAGCAUUGCUCCUC
Molecule: messenger RNA, 2495 nt
Organism: Cyprinus carpio (common carp)
Lineage: Eukaryota; Metazoa; Chordata; Actinopteri; Cypriniformes; Cyprinidae
Gene: maza
Product: vascular endothelial zinc finger 1-like
Exons: 7
Coding region: 1038-2471 (477 amino acids)
Source: RefSeq, a predicted model, not a curated record